Messenger RNA from Trichoderma citrinoviride, 4617 nucleotides. RefSeq lists its product as hypothetical. Gene Ontology annotation, molecular function: guanyl-nucleotide exchange factor activity. The coding region runs from base 1 to 4617 and encodes 1538 amino acids. The transcript has 2 exons. NCBI's taxonomy places the organism in Eukaryota, Fungi, Ascomycota, Sordariomycetes, Hypocreales, Hypocreaceae. The record is from RefSeq and is a predicted model, not a curated record.
AUGGUGCGCGUGACGGACGAGCUGGCGCUCUCGCCCGAGCAUGUUGCUCUCUACCACGCCCCCGACCCUUUGCUGGGCCAGCUGCCCGUCCUCAUCUUCCACGGGCCCUCCACCACGGCCAACUACACCCUCAACAGCUCCCGCGUCCAGGUCCACGUCUUCACCCCGGCCGGCUUCCAGUCCUUUCCGCGCAUCACCAUCUCUCCCACCUCGCCCUUCUACAGCGUCGUCAACCACCUGCCGCGCGAGUUCCAGGGCGACGAAGUCUACCGCGGCCUAGCCUUUGGUCUCUUCCGCUACUUUAAGGAGCUGCCGGACACCGUCAAGGCCCAUCUCAAGGCCACCUACCCGCCCAAAGCGAAGCGUCCGGCCAGCGCACCGGCGCUCUUCAGCGAGCAGCAUGCCGCCGACCUCGUCAAGGAGAUGGUCAAGAGCGAAAACACGGUCGAUGUCGUUGCCACCCUGGAAGAGGCUUUGCAGACGCAGCACAUCAGCAACGUCGACAUGGAUCUGAUCCUGCCUCCGGGAUCCAUCGUGCCGCCCCAGGCCUCGGAGCUCGAGGAGAUGCCCGACGACGAGGACGACAUCAUCGACCCGACGCUGCGCCAGUACGGACCCUACACACCGCUCGUCAAGCUGUUUGGCGAGCCCGUCUUUCUGCCCACCAGCAAACUGCGGCGCGCGCCCUCCAAGCCCACGCCGCUCAACCGCAACAAAAUCUUCACAAAGGACCAGAAGAUUGAGCUGCGCAUGAAGAUGGGCGAGCUCGUCGACACAGAGGAGCGCUACGUGCUCAAGGUGCAGGAGCUGGUCAAGACGGUAGCAAACGAUUUUAGGAACAAUGCGAAGAAGCGAUCCGUCGAGAGUCUUAGUCCGUCCGAGGAGGAGCUGGAGAAGCUGUUUCCCAAGUCGUCGGACGGCAUCCUGCAGGUCAACUCGGCCUUUGUUGAGGAGCUGCGCAAGAUCAUGGACGAGACGGAGGAAGACGCCGUCAAGGACAUGGAGUCGCCCAGCAUGAACUUCUCAUCAUCAAAGGGGGGCAGCAAUGCCAGCCAACGCCCCAAAGAUCCUUUGGGCGCCCUGGCCAUGGCCAAGCUGUUCCUCGAGUGGUUCCCCAAAUUCACUCAAUGUUACCAAGACUACAUCAAGGCAAGUCAGCACUUCCCGACCCUGCUGAAUUCCUUUCUGGACCAGCAGUCGAGCUUUCGGCAGCGCGUGAGCCAGGCGGGUGAGCAGACUAUCCGCUCGCUGCUCAUCGAGCCAGUUCAGAGGCUGCCGCGGUACAGCCUGCUCAUUGACCAAAUCAUCGCAUCGCUGCCCAUUACCCACCCGGCGCUGCAGCCCAUGCUCAAGGCACGCGACAUCAUCACCAACAUCUGCUCCAUGGACGAUCCCCUGCCGGACAAGCCUCACAUCACGAACCGGCUGCGAAACAUGGUCGAAGCGUGGCCCAAGGACCUCGAGCCCCAGGGACGCUUGAUCCUGGCUGCCGACUUUUUGGAGCUCUCGCCGCCGUACCAAGCCACGGUUGACUCCGACGACGCCGGCAUCUUCCUCCUCUUCUCCGAUUGCGUCGUCAUGCUGAGAAAAUCGGGCGACAACAAUAUGACGGGCCGGGACUUGCUGCGCGAGAUCGACAAGCCCUCGGCGGCGGAGCUGCUCAUCUCCAUGACGAAUGCGGCCGGCGGCCCCGGCCAUUACGACCUGAUCUUCACCGGGUGGCAUUACCUUGCCGACGUCCGCUUCACGGAGUCGGCAGACGGCCACCUCGUCUGGAUGACGUCGAGCGCAGAGAUGAAGGGCAUGCACCCGGGUGAGCACAAGGUUCCCAAGGCCAUAACGUCGCGUUGUUUCUUGCUGCAAGAGGCCUGGGAGGGAAAAGCCGCAAAGUGGAGCGAGGACGUCGUCAAGGCCAGGAUCGAGGCGCGGUUUCCCGAGGCGGAGAGAGAGGACUCUCGCUGGACGCUGCGGUCAGUUCGCAUGCCCGAGAACAAUCUCGGGCUGCACGCCGCGAUAUUCCAGGAGGGAGCCGACCAGCUCGUCGAGGGUCGACGCGAGCCCGCCUUCAUUCGCGUCGUGGUUGACCAUGAGAAGGGGACCAAGGGCGCUCCCGUCGGCCAUUACGGUAUUGAGAUUGUCAUCAACGUGGCGAGCAAGAACAUGAAGAGGAUUUCCCUGCUCACGGUGGGCCUCAACGGGAAGCAGUAUUCGGAUGACGUGGCUCUGGAAGAUUUCCUCCCAACCAUGUCAAGACGGAUAAUGCAGCUGUUGAGCAUCCAGUUCAACGUCUCCAACCGGAAUCUCACGGCUCCCAUGGUCUCGUACCACUCCAAGAUGCUGCGGACACUGUGCCUAUCGAACCGUGCCGAAAAGACGCGCUCCUUCCUGGCCGCGUCCCCCGUCAAGCUCUUCACCAGCCUGUGGAGCAGUGGUUCCAACAACGCCUCCGAGACGACUCUGUCCGAAGCCAAGCACCCGCACCAGGCCUCGCUCCACCGAGCCGACAGUCAUCACUCCAUGUAUGGCUCCAUCAGGGGCAGGGACAACUCGCGCCGGCCGUUGGAGGAAGUCAUGCCUGAGAACCCCCUUGUUCGGCUGGAGCAGACGUUUGAGGCGUUUACGACGGCCCUUCAGUACCGCAAGGGUUCCAUUCACGGGAGGACCUUGUUGCACCGCGCCAUGGCCGAUGAACUGCUGGUGAAUGACUUGUACAAUCGACUCAUUGAGAAUCCGCAAGAGGUGGAGGUGGCCAACGAUGUCGGGACCGAGGUCGUCUUCACGGCGUUUGAGAACUUUCUCCACAUCGCCUGGGCUGACCAGAUAGGACCUGUCACGACCAUCAAGAUGCUCGACACCCUGCAGGAACGAGCCAACAAGAGAGUCCCCGGCGAGUUUGCCGACUUUGUCAACUUCUUGUUCAAGGAGCUGGCUCCGCAGAACCGGAGAGCGUUCACGGCGCUCAUCAAGCUGCUGGCCGAUCUGCUCGAGGGCUGCAGCAACGACAGCGAUCGCGGCGCGCUGACGCUGGCUUUUGCGGAGAUGCUGGUGACAGAUGGCACGGCAGCCAACUACAUCAACUUGUUGGACCGCCUGGUGGACGACUGCGACAGGAUAUUCGGCGAGCCCACCUAUGCUGGCUUUAGUUUGGCCGACUUGGCUCUGAUAGAAUCGUUCCAGGCACGCGCCAACGGCGGCGGCGGUAACAAAUCACACCAGGGAUCCGUCACCUCCAACACAUCGUCGCUGCGCCGCAAGUUUGGCCUCGACAUGCUGCUCCGGCAAAACUCCAACUCCAAGGAGGAGCGCACCUCUGUAUGGCGCAGUCUGGGCAAGCAUCGAAACCCGGCUACGGGCGAGAGCGCGAGCAUGUCUAGGGCGACGAUGCAGCAGGCUCUACGCCAACGGUCGAUUGACGACAACAAUGUGGUGAAGCGAUUUACACUGGGUAGGCCGGGAUCCGGAGACCGACCUCAUGUUGCGAGUGCCUUUGAGGACCCGGCGAGGCCGACGAGCUCACAUCGCAUGGAGUUCCCGCUCAACACGAUUGGAGAGCCUGCCCACGAGCCGCCGACUCCUGAAUCGCCCAGAAGACACUACAAGAGAAGAAGCUCUUUGUCGGAUCUCAAGUCGCUGAUAGAUACGGCCAGCAUCGAAGAGGACAGAGAGGGUGAGGAAAGGGAAAGCGCUCUACAGCCUCUGCAGAACACAAAGGAGACGUCGGAAAAGAUCAACGGCAGUCCCAAGACGACGAUCCCUGCCUCCAAGAUGCCCAUGAGUCCUGAGCAGCUCCGGUCGCCUCGGCAAAAGGAAAACAUUGCCACGGCGGAUCUCUACGGCAGCGUCCGGCUGAGAGCCGGAACGCCCAUCAAGGAGAUACAAGCCAAGCUGGAGCAGGCAAUGCGCGGGAACUCACCAACCAGGCAGGACCCGCCCCCGUACAGGAGGCCGAAGCCGACGCACAGCAAGACGCUGUCGACGUCCAACAUUCCCACGCUGCUGCCGCCAAAGCCCAUCCGGCCGGGAAGCUCGUCUGGCGAAUCACCGAUGAGACAGUCCGGCAGCCCGACGCGAACCCCGGCACAGAAACUCCGGCUACAGUCUCCGCAGAAGCUGCGUGAGAGGCUGCAGACGGAGAAGACGGCUGUGGGCGAAGCCGACGCCGUGCUGCAGUCGGAGCUGUCCAAGAUUGGCGAGGAAAUGGCACGAGUGAAUAGUGGCAGCUAUUCCGAUCCCCCGUUGGUCGACCUGCAGCGGCUGGCGUCGUCGGUGGCCGCGCUGGAGGACCAGAUGCCCGCGGUGAUGCAGGAACUGCGGGACAGGCAAGACGAACUCCAACGAGACGUUGAAAUCACGCUCAAGACGACCGAGUCCAAGAUGCGGUCGAUUGACCAGCUGCACAAGGAGGCCGUGGCUGAGAACGAACUGCUGUACGAGCGGUUCAAUUCCGAGCUUGGCAAGAUUGUCAAGGCGUUGAAGGGCAAGGGCAAAGAAGACAAGGAGGAGCUGAUUGUCAAGCUCAAGACGCAAGGGGAGGAGCUGGCCAGGAUGAAGAAGGAGAAUGCGCGGUUGAAGCGGGAGAUGAUUAGCCUGCGCGCGGCACUCAAGGGGACGGAGUGA